AUGAACAUCAGUGAACUUUCAGUUGAUAAAAUCUAUGUUGAAGAUGUAAAGAAUAAGGUUGAAUUUAUACAAGGAGUUUUUUCAAACAAGAUUAAUCUUGAACCAAAUAUUCAAGGAAAUAUGUCAGCCUAUUUUAGAGAGAUUUGGCUUGAUAGAAUUAUAAGACACGAUGAAUUCUUAUUCCAACAUUUAAAGGAUAAAAAGAAAAAAGCCAAAGCAAAAAGUGAACAAGUGUUAGAGAAAUUAGAAAUGAAAAAUACAAAAUUAAUUGAAUAUGAAGAAGUAAUCUCUGAAAUAAUUUUUUCAGAUGAGAUUUCUAUUAGUUUUAAAU
Molecule: messenger RNA, 331 nt
Organism: Funneliformis caledonium
Lineage: Eukaryota; Fungi; Glomeromycota; Glomeromycetes; Glomerales; Glomeraceae
Source: the annotation of a GenBank genome assembly